This is a messenger RNA of Schistosoma bovis, 2437 nucleotides long. NCBI's taxonomy places the organism in Eukaryota, Metazoa, Platyhelminthes, Trematoda, Strigeidida, Schistosomatidae. The record is from the annotation of a GenBank genome assembly.
GAGCUUCGGUAUUGUUUCAUUUUUAAUUCAUGGAAACUAUUAUCGCCCACGUUCGUGAAGGGAAUCUUCAUGAAGUAAAAUUAUGGUUAGAUGAUAUAGAAAACGAUGUAAAUCAGGGCGACGAACAUCGGUUCAGCCUGUUACAUUGGGCUGCACGUGAAGGACAAAGAAAUAUAGUUGAUUUAUUGGUUAUUCGUGGAGCUCGUAUUAACGCUACAAAUAUGGGUGAUGAUACAGCUUUACAUUUAGCCGCAGCUCAUGGACAUUUUGAUGUUGUACACUAUUUGUUAAAUUCUCACCGACUGAAUGUGGAUGCUGCAAAUGAACAUGGUAAUACAGCUUUACACUAUGCUUGUUUUUGGAACCAUUUAGAAAUUGCUGAAUAUUUGAUUAAAAAUGGAGCAUGUCUUAUGCAAGAAAAUAAAUAUGGUGAAACUCCAUUAGAGCUAAUUCGUCCACGUGCUGCGGCAUUAAUUGCUCCAUUAGCACAAGCUUUAGGACAUGAUUUAUCUCAUCGUCGACCUUUUCGUGAUACAAGCUGGAUUGGUACAAAAACACGAGCACGAGAUGCUACUUUAUAUCGUCUUGAAGGUGAAUCAUGGGAUCCUCGAGAAGUUGAAUUAACAGGUGCCUUAGCUGAUGGUCAUGGUGCUGAGGUACUGAAAGGUUCAUUUAGACGGUGUCCUGUAGUUGUAAAAAUGUUAAAACUACGAAAUUGUUCAACAAGACAGGCACGUGAUUUCAAGGAUGAAUUCCCGAAACUUCGCAUCUUUAAUCAUCCCAAUAUACUCCCCGUACUGGCUAUUUUUACUGCCACACCACGUUUAUGCCUUGUCAGUGACUUUAUGCAAUAUGGAAGUCUUUUUGAUGUUUUGCACCAACCAGCUGAAGCCAAUAUACACGGUACAACUGAGAUAAGUCAUCGACAAGCUUUACGAUUUGCUGUUGACAUAGCCAAAGGUAUGGAGUUUCUACAUUCACCAGAAUUAAAAGUUCCCAAUUUUCGUUUGAACUCCAAACAUGUAAUGUUCCUUUACAGUUUCAAUCAAAAAUCCAUGAAUUCAUUGGGUCAGCAGUCUCAAACUGAGGGCAAGUCUUCGGUAUUUGUUUGUAAUAAAAUGCAAAUUGAUAGAUAAUUGGAGAAGUUGAGUACUGUAGCUUAUCUGGUUAACAUCAUGUUGUCCGAAAUGCUUUUUCUCAUCCUAUUUUUCAGUCAUUAUCCUUAUGCAUUUGUCCGCAGUUAAAAUUGUGCCUAAAAUUGUCCACAUUGUAUUGAUAUAAACGAAGACAUGUCAUCACAAUUGAUAGACAAUUAAGCGAAGACAGAAAUCAUUUUGUUGGAUAUGGCACAUUACAAUUCCUGUAAAUUGUUUUAUGUAUUAUAUUUUGAAAGCUUAUAUCAGUGCAUAUGGACAAUUAAGUAUACAAUGUUGACUGUGAAAACUAUGAGCCUGAACAGACUCAACAAAAAAAGAUGAUAGAAUUUUUAAGAGCACGCUAAUCGUGUCAGGUAAGAAAAACGAUCUAAAUAUAUCUAUGCACUCGUUAUGUCCCAAUUACUCUGUAAAACUGAUCUCAUUCCAUUUCGCUGUUAGUUAUUAAUGGAAAAAUUCCAAUAACUUCUAAUUAAGGUUUAUGUCGAUGAUAUCCAAAACCUAAGCUAAUGAACAUGUCACAAUUAUAGUAUUCAGUUUAGGAAAAUGAAAUCUAGUAUUGAAGUCAUUUCAUUCUAUUCGUUUAUACACUUCUAUGAAUCUAUCUACUUCAUGAAAAGUCAUAGUCAGUGGCGGUUUUUCCCCCCUAAUCUACUUAGAUUGUUCAUGUAAGUUCUUUUUAUAUCACCAACCCCUAUUGACUACUACCACUUUAGUGAACGAAAACACUAGUGGGGACAACCAAAUAUAUCUGACUAUAAAAUUACAGAAUCUUUUACUAAAAUCUGAGAACCAUACAUUAAUUACUUCAUUUGCAAAAUGUCAAUGAAUUGUCUCACACUUGAUUGUUCCUUCAUUUCCACACCAAUCACUCUGUCCUCGUCCAAUUCUCUUCGAUUUCCUCAACUUUCUGCUGCCAGAUAUUCCACUUUCAAUUAUUGAUACAUACUACUUAUAUCUGUCGACAGCUGUAGCACACAUCAUACUACUACUGUUCUAAAUUAUUUGCUUACCUUUCUUCUUCUUCUUCUUCUUUAAGAAAAUCCAUAAAAUUAAUAAUCUAUCAGCCAUAAUGUAAGGUACACACUAGUGGUAACAUAAUCUAUUAUUAUCUUUUUAUUCACACACUUCUCUUAGAAAAUAUAUGAUAAUGUGAAUAGAACAGUAUUAUUCAUUAAUUGUAAGAAUAAAUCAAUGCUAAUUUCCGUAUACACAUAUUAAUCUGUUUAUCUUUAUAUAAGACGUAUAUUGUUGUACUCAUUAUUAACCUCUAAUUGUUUUAA